UCUCUAGUCUCCCGAAACAGAGAUCAUUGUGCUCAUCGAUUGCUCUGCAUUCCCUUGCUUUGGCCUGUAGGUUUCUGCGGUGGAUUAGUUGGGUCUGGCGCUUUGCUUGUAGCGUGUGCUGGGCAGGAUCAGCUCCGUUGCUCGGUGCUUCCGGCUGAGACAGAAUGGGGCGCCACUCUUCAGGCUCAGAGGAAGAAACCCGAUCUCGUAAGAAAAAGAAACACCGCAAACGUUCAUCUUCUAGUAGUUCAUCAGAUGGCAGAACAUACAGUCGUAAAAAGUCAGCAAAGAAAUCUAGGUCUCGAUCCCGAGAGGUACACUCACAUUCCUAUGAAAAAAGGCGCAGGCACCGCUCAAGUAGUAACUCCUCUUAUAGCUCAAGGAGGAAAAGAAGUUGCAGCAGGUCUAGGGACAGAGGAAGGACUCGCAAGUACCAUAAGUCAAGAACAUCAAGGUCAAGAUCAAGGCACCGCCAACGCUCUCGCAGCAGAAGCAGUGAACGAUCUAGCAGAAGGAGAUCUCGCAGUAGAUCAUAUGACAGAGAGCGAGGGAAAGGCAAAGAAAAGUCAAAAAUGAGGGAGGAGAGAGGAAAACAAAGGGAAUCUACUUCCAAACCUAGUGACUUGGUGAACAUUAAAGCUGGAUUAGAACAUCUGCCUCCCGCUGAACAGGCCAAAGCAAGGCUGCAGAUGGUUCUUCAAGCUGCUGGUUACAUUCAAUUUCAUUUUUAUUUUAUUCUUAAUCCAGCCAAAGCAGAUGAAGCGUUGAGAGCAAAGGAAAAAAGCGAGGAGGAAGCUCGAAAGAGGAAAGAAGAAGAUUUAUUAGAACCCGAGGCUGCUAAAAGUCCGAAUGCGAAAAUCUGCCAUCAAAGACCUGCCGAUGCAUAUCAAUCCCUGUUACUCGAUCAGGCGAAAAGAGAGAAAGAGAUUGAAGCGAUUGAAAGCGACUCGUUUGUUCCACAGAUGUUCCGUUCAAGCCGCGACACGAAAGGUUCCACGGAAAGCAGCGAGACAAAACAUGAAUCUGCAAUACUAGGGACAGGCACCAUUGAUCCGUUUGAUGAGGCAAAAGAAUCAGAGAUUGGCCUCAUGCCCACUACCAUCAAGUACCUGGAUGAUAACUGUCUGGCACACCCAAAUUUAUAUAUUGAAAAAGAAGAAGCAGAACUGAAGUGGUACAAGAGAUUAACGUCUCUCCGUCAAGAACAUCUAAUGGGGAGCCCUGUAGCAUAGCAACCCUGGAUAUGUCCUGAGUCUGACCUGUGUGAUUUUGUUGUUCUCUAAUAAAAGGUUUUAUCGCA
This is a messenger RNA of Xenopus laevis (African clawed frog), 1300 nucleotides long. RefSeq names its product arginine/serine-rich coiled-coil 1 S homeolog (gene rsrc1.S). Bases 165 to 1232 code for a protein of 355 amino acids. The transcript is spliced from 11 exons. The record is from RefSeq and is a predicted model, not a curated record. Lineage: Eukaryota; Metazoa; Chordata; Amphibia; Anura; Pipidae. Gene Ontology annotation, cellular component: nucleus; cytoplasm. Gene Ontology annotation, biological process: mRNA splicing, via spliceosome; alternative mRNA splicing, via spliceosome.